Tetrahymena thermophila SB210 is the source of this 758-nucleotide messenger RNA. RefSeq lists its product as hypothetical. The record is from RefSeq and is a predicted model, not a curated record. The transcript is spliced from 9 exons. NCBI's taxonomy places the organism in Eukaryota, Ciliophora, Oligohymenophorea, Hymenostomatida, Tetrahymenidae.
UAAAAAUCAAAUAAAUUAAAAGAAGCAUAAAAAUGAGAUUCUCUUUUAAUCAAAUAAAAUCUUUAUUAGAUUCUUUUGUUGUAGAUUUCUCACAGUUAUAUUUAGAUUUUAACUAGAAUAAGCUAGGCGAAUAAGGAGUAAUUGACUUAAGCGGAUAUCUGUCAAAUUGCAAUUAUUUGGAUAACUUGGUACUUAAUUUAGACUGGAAUUUAAUUGGUAUCUAAGGCAUACAAAUUUUGGGAUCUAAAUUAGCAAAUAACAAAAGCAUAAAAAAUCUAACUUUAAAACUAUGUGGAAAUAAUCUAUUUGCAUAAGGAAUAUCUGAUUUAGGUAUUUAGCUCUCUAGAAUGCCGAAACUAUAAAGCUUGAAUAUAUAUUUAGGGUAAAACUGUAUAAAGUCUCAGGGCAUUAUCGACUUUAGUACUGCUUUGAUCAACUGCAAAAAUCUAUAAGUUUUGGUUUUGUUUAUAAAUGGAAAUAAUAUAGGGGAGUAAGGAGCUAUUACCCUUGGCAGCAACUUAUCUAAAUUUUAAAAUCUUAAAGAACUGGCUAUUUAUUUGCACUCUUGUAAUACUGGAAAUAAAGGAGCAUAUAUGAUGUGCAACUAAAUAUCAAAAAGCAAAUCCAUUACAAACUUAAUGAUAGAUCUAAACUAAAAUCAAAUAAACAAUCUGAAUAAACUCAAAUUAGAGGCUUAAAUUAAAAAGACAUUAAGACUAUCAAAAUUAAAAAUAAUACUUAAAAUUUAAUGCUAUUGA